This is a messenger RNA of Rattus rattus (black rat), 576 nucleotides long. RefSeq names its product ribosomal protein L28 (gene Rpl28). Gene Ontology annotation, molecular function: structural constituent of ribosome. The coding region runs from base 28 to 525 and encodes 165 amino acids. The record is from RefSeq and is a predicted model, not a curated record. Lineage: Eukaryota; Metazoa; Chordata; Mammalia; Rodentia; Muridae. Gene Ontology annotation, cellular component: ribosome; cytosolic large ribosomal subunit. Gene Ontology annotation, biological process: translation. The transcript is spliced from 5 exons.
UCAAGAGCGCCACCGGAGGAAGCGGAAAUGCGUUGUCAUUUUAAAGGUGUCGCCCCGCCCCUAGUGUCUUUCUUUCCGUCUCCGGCCGCCGCAGGGAGAGGAGUCGCCGCCAUGUCCGCGCAUCUGCAAUGGAUGGUCGUUCGGAACUGCUCCAGUUUCUUGAUCAAGAGGAAUAAGCAGACGUACAGCACGGAGCCCAAUAAUCUGAAGGCCCGAAACUCCUUUCGCUACAACGGGCUAAUUCACCGCAAGACGGUCGGAGUGGAGCCUGCGGCUGAUGGCAAAGGGGUCGUGGUGGUUAUGAAACGCAGAUCCGGUCAGCGAAAACCUGCCACUUCCUACGUGAGGACCACCAUCAACAAGAAUGCUCGGGCUACCCUCAGCAGCAUCAGGCACAUGAUCCGAAAGAACAAGUACCGCCCUGAUCUGCGUAUGGCGGCCAUCCGCAGGGCCAGUGCCAUCCUUCGAAGCCAGAAGCCUGUGGUGGUGAAGAGGAAACGGACCCGCCCCACCAAGAGCUCCUGAGCCCCACACCCCAGAAGCAAUAAAGAGUCCACUGAUUUGUUCGACCACCUC